Molecule: messenger RNA, 2344 nt
Organism: Klebsormidium nitens
Lineage: Eukaryota; Viridiplantae; Streptophyta; Klebsormidiophyceae; Klebsormidiales; Klebsormidiaceae
Source: the annotation of a GenBank genome assembly
CCUGAUUUCGAGGAAGGUUUUGCCAAAUCAGCACAAAAUCCAGAGCUGUGUGUGUUUACAGCUGGACUGCUGCCGUCUCUGGUGAGGCACUCAUGAUGUCAGUGCUCCACCAGCCCACCAAUAUCGUGAUUGUCCCCUGCCAAGCUGUACGUCGCGCCCAGCUCAACGAAAGCCUACCUAUCGACGCUCCCUACGUAGGAACCACCAUAGGUAUGUGCACAGAAUUGAGCUUACCAUGCUGGAGGUCUUUUUUCUAGCCCAUGCUUUGUAGGUCGUUCCUGAGCAGCGUUCUCUUAAAGGCAGCAUCUCCGUGCCGUGCCUUUACAUGCCCAUCAGUCCGGUGGGCGCGUCGCGGGUUUGCAUGAAGUGCUUGGAAGAGGCCGGCAUGACAGGUCUCUCCGUGCAUGCGCCGCGAAGCCAUUCCUCUCUCGGAAGGAUGUUCUCCCUUACCCCCUGGUCCAUCUCUGGGCGGGCAGACAGACUCUUGGUCAAUCACCAGACAAGCUCCUUCGUUGAGCCUGGAAGCCUUAGGCGGAGGGGGAGUCCUUGUUCUGUGAAAAGCAAGCGGUUUGGGCGGGAGUCGGUGGGUCUGGGGUACUGGCAGAUUGCAGACUUUCUGCGGCAAAAGGGGCGGUUUGCAAGUGGCGCACGGGCGGCGCCUCGUGAGGACACGUUUGCGAAGGGGCAGAGCGACGCAACGGGGGCGGGAGGGAGGCAGCGGACGGAGCAAUGGAUCUGGAUCUUGACAACUGUUGCUAUCUACGUAGCUCCGUCCCUCCCAUUUAUCGCCACAGCAUUCUUUGCUCCGCAAUUUCUGCCCCUCAUUGGGGGCGCCUGGUGCACACUAGAGGCUCUCUUCUUGAUCUACCAUGAGGUUGAACGGCGACGUGUGGAUGCCGCCAUUGUUUUGGGGCCCGCGCCCAGCCCCGCUGAUGUCGUCACGAUGCUGGACCGUGUUUUGGAGCUCAAGCAAAUUAUCGACACCAAGUCGUUCCUGAGCCGGUGGUUCCUAGGUGCGCCGUUUGAGAGCAUCGGCCGCGAGAACGUUGCCGACUUUGUGUCGUACGGGUUUUACGACCGGCACAUGCAAGAGCUCAGCCCGGCAAUGCAGGAGGCCGUCAGAGAGAAUGUCCGAAGGAUCGAGAAGGCGUGGGAGGUCGAGUUUCCUCCGGGUUUGAACCCGAACAUCCGGUUCAUGGCCCACAACCGGGAGCCCCUCCGAGUCUCUCACCGGCCCCUCUUCCUCUAUGCCUGGUCGCAAGCGGUGUCAGUACUCGUGGGGAACGCGUUUCGACUGAUGGGCUACCGAAGUCACACCGCGCAAGGUCUCCGUUACUGGUACCGCCCCCCCUCCGGGGAUCACGGCCUGCAACCGAAGCUGUUCAUCCACGGUCUGGGGAUUGGUGUGACGCCGUACCUGCCGUUUGUGUCCGCACUUAUGGCGGACCGUCGGCGGGCGUCCGUUGUCGUGGAGUUGGGCCACAUAGCGAUGCGGCUCAACCGGCGACCGCCCACUCUAGAUGAAACCGUGGCGGCUUUGGUGGGCAUCCACGAGCGGCACAGCCUGCCCCCGGCGUGUUACGUGGCGCAUUCUUACGGGACGAUGGUGGUCGCGAAAGUGCUGCUGACGCAGCCGCAGCUCGUGGGGAGCACCGCUCUCGUGGACCCGGUCUGCUUUCUGCUGUGCCUCCCGGACGUGGUUUACAACUUCAUCUACAGGCCCCCCGAGGGCGACGAUUUGCCGACGUACCUUGCGGACGCCUUCCGGUGGUACUUCUGCUCCCGGGAGCUGUACGUGGCCCAGGCGCUCUGCCGGGGCUUCGCCUGGCACAAGGUCAUGGUGUGGCCGGACCAGCUACCAAAAAACCGGGUCGUCUUCCUUUCCGGCCGGGACCAGAUUGUCCCCUCGAAAGAAGUCAAAAUGCAACUUGAGCGGAACGGCGUCAGGGUCAUAUGGAACGCGACAGCCCGACACGCUCAUUUCAUAUUCAAUUCAGAGGCUCAACGGGAGCUGCUAGAGGCGGUGGACUUUGACUAGGUGCUGGUCUCUUAACUUUGUUCUGUACCUGCUCUGGAGCUAGGCCAGAGCUAACCUUGCUUUUCGAGACAAUGUAAACACGUUGAAGCACGCGCCGACGGGGAGACACAUGUAGCAAUCUUAUAUAGCAUAAGUUUCGAGAGUGUAUCAUAGCCACCGUUAUGCAGUCAAUGUAGUGUACGACAGGGUUGUCCAAUUGUGAGUAAAUAGGUAAUAUGCAUAGAUCCUUAACUAAAGACAGGCAUGCUCGUUGUGGACGGUGGCUCGAAAUUGGACUAAAUACGUACAUAGCUUAUCAUCUUCUAC